Messenger RNA from Schizophyllum commune H4-8, 821 nucleotides. RefSeq lists its product as uncharacterized. The coding region runs from base 216 to 737 and encodes 173 amino acids. NCBI's taxonomy places the organism in Eukaryota, Fungi, Basidiomycota, Agaricomycetes, Agaricales, Schizophyllaceae. The transcript is spliced from 3 exons. The record is from RefSeq and is a predicted model, not a curated record.
AGAGAGAACGAGGUGUGGGCCUAUAUAGGAAGUCAGUAAGACGAUGCGAAGCAUCGAAAGCCCUGUCAAGGGCAUGGAAGGGUUCCAAAAAUUGCCGACAACUACUAGGAUAUGCUCCGAACGGCCACGUAUACUGGACCGGGCACAAGGCGCCAUAUACCGUACACUCCCUCCUCCGCCCGCUUUGCAGCGAGAGGUAUCAGCGGAGGUGCGCGAUGCUGCAGCGAGCGAGCGCGUGGCGCCUCCGUCGUCUAGCCACUCUCACCGUAGUGAAAGAUUCAGACGACCUCACCGACGCCCCGCGUUCACUCGCUGUGGACACCACCCACCCAUCAAGCCUCGGCAACGACAGCAGUGGCGACCUAUCUACCAUUAACGCGUCGCGCGGUGAAGGCCCCCCUUUCGAGCAUAGCACAUACGCCCAACCAGUCAUUCGAAACGGAUGGUUCAGCGCAUCUGCCUUGAGGGGAUCCAUCCGACGUUAUCCAGGUAGUCAGUUGGACGUGUGUCCGAAGACGAGCAAAAGCAAAGCCAUUCAGCGUUCUGCGAAGGACGUGAACGGGUCUCAAAAAUUGCCGUCAGUGUCGACGGGGAACGGUGCACUCGCUGAACCAUGUAUCCGUUCACUGAGCAUCAUGGAGGCACAGCUACUAGGACAUGCUCAACACCGGUACACCAUACCCCGCCGACGCCACGAGUCGCACGGCGCCGCCAUCUGCAUUCGAGGGAAAGCAUAGACAGCAUCGGGCAACUGUGGCAGCGAGCGUCCACGCAGCACCUCCAUCGCCAAACAGCCUCACACAGAAGGCAGCAGGCGACUU